AUGCAAUUAAAUAAAAUUCAUUCAAAAAAUUCAUUUGAUAUGGACGUACUUACACCUAUUGAUCAACCGUUAGAUACCCUUGAAGACUUAACUAGAGAUGAAAUUGACAGUCUUAAUGAUUGGCACGGUCAUUUCGCUGCAAAAUACCAACAUGUUGGUAAUUUAGUUAAUGAUCGUGACGUUCUUUAA
Molecule: messenger RNA, 189 nt
Organism: Racocetra fulgida
Lineage: Eukaryota; Fungi; Glomeromycota; Glomeromycetes; Diversisporales; Gigasporaceae
Source: the annotation of a GenBank genome assembly